This is a messenger RNA of Cyphellophora attinorum, 1770 nucleotides long. Its product is annotated as putative transporter. Gene Ontology annotation, biological process: transmembrane transport. The transcript has 3 exons. The coding region runs from base 1 to 1770 and encodes 589 amino acids. The record is from RefSeq and is a predicted model, not a curated record. Gene Ontology annotation, molecular function: transmembrane transporter activity. Lineage: Eukaryota; Fungi; Ascomycota; Eurotiomycetes; Chaetothyriales; Cyphellophoraceae.
AUGGCGGACAUUAAAACCCAAACCGACACUGAGGUGCACAUGGUCGAUCACGUCGGCACCUCCUCGGCCUCACCGUCACCCCUCGAGCAAGGCUCUCAGCAAUUCGAGCCCACCACUGCUUUAGACCACAAAGAUCCCGCCUUUCUGCCGACAAUCACGCAGAGCAAAGAUGCUGCCACUACACCCGAUGCCGCCGAUGUCGACACCGAAUCUGCCUCCCGCCAGCCAAACGCACCCGCUUCCGUCUUGUUUGUAGCCGCUCUGAACGCCACCGUCAUCACAACGGCCAUACCCACAAUUGUCGCCUCUCUCAACAGCCCCUCAGGGUACUCCUGGAUUGGUGGCGCCUACCUGAUCGCCAACGCCGCUGCCGCACCGAUAUGGGCCAAGCUCAGCGACAUCUGGGGCCGCAAGCCGAUUCUACUUGCUGCUGUGGCCAUAUUUGCUAUGGCGAGCGUGGUCUGUGCCACAGCGCAGAGUAUGAAGGCGCUGAUUGUGGGACGGGCGUUCCAAGGGUCGGCCAGUGGAGGUUUGAUCAUGUUGACGAAUGUGGUGGUCAGCGAUAUUUUCUCGAUGAGGGAGCGGGCGCUAUGGUGCUGGUGGAUCAAUCUGCCAGUAUGUGGCGUGGCGGGGACGUUGUUAUUGUUCUUCCUGGACGUGCAUAACCCGAGGACGCCGCUGAGGAAAGGUGUCAAGGCUAUUGAUUGGGCUGGCAGUCUGAGCAUUCUGGCGGUUGUGAUAAUGCUGUUGCUGGGACUGGACUUUGGCGGCGCGACAUUCCCUUGGGACAGUCCGAAGGUCAUCUGUUUGAUUGUAUUCGGUGUGGUAUGCAUCCUAAUCUUCGUCUUCGCGGAGAAGAAAGUGGCGAGGUAUCCUUUGAUGCCAAUGGGCAUCUUCAAAGAGUCGAGCAAUGUCGCGAGUCUACUGGUAACAGCAUGGCAUGGCAUGAGCUUCAUCGCUGGGGAAUACUACUUCCCACUAUACCUGCAGAGCGCCAAAGCAGCAAGUCCGCUGCGAUCGGGUGUUCUGCUGGUGCCUUUGAUUGUGAUGACGGCUGGUUGUGGUGUCCUCACUGGCAUCAUCAUGCAUCGCACUGGAAAAUAUCGCGAACUAGGCUGGAUCGGUACUGUUCUCCUGACCGCUGGAUUCGGCGCUUUUAUCAGCUUGCGACCCGAUACCUCAAUCGCGGCGAUGGUGGGCUUCCAGCUCAUUGCAGGUGCCGGAUCCGGAUUACUCUUUGAACCGCCCUUGGUCGCGCUCCAGGCUCACAUUGAGCAAGACAACGUUGCUACAGCCACAUCUACCUUCGCUUUCAUCCGCAGUCUGGCUCUGGCUGUGUCCAUUAUACUGGGUGGUGUCGUCUUCCAGAACAGCAUGGACAAUCGUAGCGAUACUCUACGAGCUUCAGGCCUUCCAGCUGAUCUGGUAGAGGCGCUCAGCGGGAAGAAUGCGGCUGCGAACGUGAUGCUGACGCAUACGAUCACGGAUCCGACACAGAGAGACGUAGUGAAGGACGCAUUCGCGUGGAGUCUGCGUAACAUGUGGAUCAUGUACACGGUGAUUGCCUUCCUCGGCGUGAUCAGCAGCGGCUUCGUAAAGCAGAAAGAAUUGAGUAAAGAGCAUACAGAAACAGUGACCGGAUUGAAGGAGAAGAGUGUGGAUGCGUUGUUGCAUCCGUUACAAGCUGUGAGAAGCCAUGUCAGUGGGGCAGGAGGCACUGCUGCUGAAGAGCAGGAACGACGAACGGUGGCGGAGGAAGUGGCUCGAUGA